GACCUUGACUUGUUGCAAACAUUUUUGACUUCCAAAAAUUACUUUUCGCAGAACGAAAACAAAGGGUAUCUAGCAGACACCGGAGAAAACGCAGGAAAUAAACCCGGAUGGAAAGAAAAUCAGAUUGAGGAAGAUUUUGAUCCUUGGGCUCUGCCCGAACUUCAGGAUCUUGGACCAAAAUGGUCUGGUAAGUUUCGUUGCGUUCAGUCUGGUUGUAUUCUUCGACUAACUUCGUCAUACCACAAAAUUCCGAAAAUGACCCCCGCGGGUAUUAAAUGGUUUUAAAAGUAAUAAUGCGUUAAUAAAUAGAUAAUUAAAUAAAUAAAUGUAAUCAAAGGCCUCUUUUGUGGGGAAACUUUCAUCUUCAAAAUCCCGCGGGCUUUUAAUUGUAGGAAAUUUGUGUCAACAAUUUUCAAAGGAUAAUAACAGGAUUCUAGAAAUUCGUGCGAAGUAAUUCUUCAGAACUUGCAAACUUAAAAGUGACAGCAAUAACGGAACUUCAUUGAAAAUGAAAAUGCUGAACUAGUACGUGAUAUCAUAAAUUUAAUGCGAUGACCUGAUACUGUCGCCCAUCGUUCAAAAAGGAUAGGAUAGGAUAGGAUAACUGCUUUAUUAUCGACAGAGCGCCUACAGACACAUGUGUUUACAACGAUAACAAAGAUUUUAGUGCAAUAAUUACAGAGGUGUACAUUUGUAGAAUUUAUACAACUAAACAAGGUUAUAUUUAACGCGUCUAUCUCUUUCGCGGAAGCGAUCACAUACGUAUUUAGCCACAAUUUCUUGCGUUUUCUCUCCUUGCUUCAUACUUAUCGAAGUUGCAAAGGCAGAGCUUGGCGUCAUAGAGUAAUAGAGUCAUAGAGUCAAGAAAAAGGAGGGCGCAUCAUCUUACGUGCUAAGUGAUCAAAAAUUAAGCUUUUAGCAUCACCAUCGUCAUUUCAGUUGUAGUAUCAAUAUUAGGAAAGGCAAAGUAUUUUAAAACAGCUCAGUUAAGGCUUAUUCAAAUGGAGUCACGCGAUAUAUUUCUGAAAACAAAGAAAAAAAGAGAAAAGGAAAGAAAAAAGAAAAAAAUAGUAGAAAAACGUAAAUACCAUGUACAUAAAUAGAAAUACCUGAAUAAAUUGUUGUUGUUGGCAUUAUUUUCCCUCUUUUUGGCCCUUACUUUCUUAUCAUUUAGCAAGAAACUCGUUUCAACUAGCAAAACAUGUUACAUACAGAGAACAACAACUGAUACAUAAUGCAAACGAGAAUAAUGUUUUCUUGUCAAUGCCGAUGUAACAAUGUCAAAUGAUAACCUCACAUCAAAUCACAACAGGGUUUACAAAUGCCUUGAAACCUGUUGCUAACAACAAUGCUUUACCAACAAUUGCGACUUCAGUGCCGGAUCCAGACCUUGAGAUAAGGGAGGUUGGGGAGAGCGGGGGUUGGGUGUGGUCUCCAAAAACAUUUUUGGAUCCGCCAUUGGACUUAUGAUUGUGUGAUCGAAUCUUUCUGUUCCCUGACCAAUAGAGCUCGACUGCAAAGGAAAGUUUCUUCGCGUCGCUUUGGCGUUUACCAAGAUUGUCUUACUCCUUGGUCUUCUGUACUUGUUCAUCUGUUCGUUGGAUUUCCUAAGCAGUGCCUUUCGCUUGUUGGGAGGAAAAGCCGCUGGCGAAGCCUUCGCUUCGAAUGAAAUUCUCAGCAACCCCGUUGCUGGCCUUAUGAUUGGCAUCCUGGCAACUGUUCUUGUUCAAAGCUCGUCCACUACAACUUCCAUCGUGGUCGCAAUGGUGGCUGCUCGCAGUAAGUUUUGUAUUUUAUAACAACAAUGUUGCAUGGUUUUGGAAGAUCAGGGGCACCCAACGUCAAUUUUCGGAAAAUAUCUGUUCGGAAGACGAUUUGAGAUCUAGAUUUUUUCGGAACAUUUGUUGUAAAAUUCAUUGCUUGCCUGCCUCUCCUAGGAUUUUCGAACAUCUAAAAAAUUGUAUAAUUGCCCUUUUUUAACAGAGUUUUACUCUAAAAGGUCACCCAGAAUUUUCGGGAGCCUUUUUUCUGGCUGACAUUUUCGAAAAGGUAAGUUUUGAUCCCUAUAAUUUUCGGAUCACUAGACUUUCAGCUAGGAAAUCCGAACAGAUGAAAAAUUUUUAGGGGAUAAAAAUAUGCCUAUGUCUACCGUUUAAAUACUAAAAUACGUUUAACAGUGCUAUGUUUAAGUGGUUUUGAACUAUAUUCUCGUUGGGUGCCCCUGGAAGAUAUUUACCAGGCUAGGUCACAGGAGCUACGAAUCUCAUUUCCAUGCAAUUUUAGGAUCAUAUAUCUCAUCAAACCGGUUUGGAGCUGAUGUGCAUAUUUGUUUUCAUUGACGCUGACAGCUGCGAUUUGAUCCUACGUGACUCUCUACGAUGCAUGAAAAAAGAAUUGCUCGAAAGCUUACUUAGAGAGGAAAGUGCUAUAAAAAUUGUCACAAAUUCUUUUCCAAAAAAUUCACACUUCAAGUUUCAAGUAUAUGAAAGGGACAGAAGUCAGAUGAGAAGUACACACUCUGUAUGUUUUUAGAAGUCAACAGGAUAAAAGGAAUUUAGGGUCCGCGACACUUGUAUUACUGUACCAGGCCAAACUAAAUAUUGCCAGGCAAAACGGCCAUGCCAAACAAAACAUAUUAUUCAUAGGUCGCGUAGGAAUGAAGUAAAGGAACCGUGUUGUUAGUCCCUGGCAUUCUUAUUACUUUUUUAACUCCUGAACGGCAAUCGCUAGAAUCCCCAUACAGGCCCUUGUUGGGCAAAUAUAAUUGACACCCUUAAGCUAGGGUUACCUCCGUUUUCAAACGUAUGUCAGGUACUUAUCAGAACUUUACCUUUCAGUUGUGGAUGUUAAGCCUGCAAUUCCAAUCGUAAUGGGAGCGAACAUUGGAACAUCAGUCACCAACACCAUUGUCUCCUUGGCUGAAGCUGCCGAGCGAAAUGAAUUCCGUCGUGCCUUUGCUGGAGCCGUCGUACACGAUAUAUUCAACUGGUUGUCUGUCAUUGUGUUUUUGCCUCUGGAAAUAGCUUCCGGCUACUUGCGCCGACUAACUGGAGAGAUCAUUGACUCCCUCAGUCUCAAAACAAAUGAAGGUGUCAACCAAAAGUUGUUGAAAACAAUAACGGAACCAUUUACCAAGCUCAUUAUUCAGUUGGAUAAAAAAAUCAUAACGAAAAAUUGCCCUUGGACACAAAUCUCUUGA
Molecule: messenger RNA, 3199 nt
Organism: Porites evermanni
Lineage: Eukaryota; Metazoa; Cnidaria; Anthozoa; Scleractinia; Poritidae
Source: the annotation of a GenBank genome assembly